Molecule: messenger RNA, 2338 nt
Organism: Amphiprion ocellaris (clown anemonefish)
Lineage: Eukaryota; Metazoa; Chordata; Actinopteri; Pomacentridae
Gene: c1galt1la
Product: core 1 synthase, glycoprotein-N-acetylgalactosamine 3-beta-galactosyltransferase 1, like a
Exons: 4
Coding region: 294-1508 (404 amino acids)
Cellular component (GO): membrane
Molecular function (GO): N-acetylgalactosaminide beta-1,3-galactosyltransferase activity
Source: RefSeq, a predicted model, not a curated record
CGCAUUUGCAGCGCUUAGCCCGUGAUGCUGAAGAAUGCAAAUCUAUCCGGUGGCUUUUCUCAGUAAUCAUGUUGUUCGGGGACGGAAAAAUAACGAGAACCGAAAAGCAGCAGAAGCAGCAGCUCGGACGAAUGUGAGCCGCACAUGAGAGCCUCUGUCCGGCAGGUGCAGCAGGCUGGUGCCGCUCUCAGGAAACACUGAUCCCCUCACAGGUUGGCCAACAAACCGUACUCACAAGAUCCCCAAGCCAAGACAUGUUGUAACUGGGACAUCGCAGCGCUGGAGACGUCACCAUGAAGGGCGGCAGCUCCAGAUGGGUCUUUCUGCUGGGCUUCCUGGCGGGGGCCUGCAGCGUCUACUUCUUCCUGCACCAGGUGUGGUUUGAGAGAAGCUACCCGGUGCUGUCAGAGGCUCUGGAAAAAGCCACAGUGGCGGGUGAGAGACUGACUGUUUGGAGGAAGGAGGGAUCCGCUCUCGUCAACUUCCUUCCGCUUCACCGUGCAGAUGAAGACAGCCAGGUGGCGGAUGUGUUGUACAAGAAGGUACGAGUUCUCUGUUGGGUGAUGACAGGACCGUAUAACCUGCAGAGCAAAGCCAGACACGUCAGGGCCACCUGGAGUCGACACUGCAACUUAGUUCUGUUCAUGAGCUCGGUAGCAGACCCCGACUUUCCCACCGUGGGCCUGGGUACCAAGGAAGGCCGCGAUCAGCUCUACUGGAAGACCAUCCGAGCCUUCCAUUAUGUCUACGAACACCACGUGAAUGAAGCAGACUGGUUCCUAAAAGCAGAUGAUGACACCUACGUGGUGGUGGACAACUUGCGCUGGAUCCUCUCAAAUCACACCCCGGAAGAACCCAUUUAUUUUGGGAAACGCUUCAAGCCUUAUAGCAAACAAGGAUACAUGAGCGGGGGGGCAGGCUAUGUGCUCAGUAAAGAAGCCCUCAAGAGAUUCGUGGAAGGUUUUCGAGCCAAGGUUUGCACGCACACGACCCCUGUAGAAGACCUGGCGCUAGGGCAGUGUUUGGAGAAGAUGGGCGUUCUGGCUGGGGACUCCAGAGAUACUUUGCAUCGAGAAACUUUUCACCCGUUUGUGCCGGAACACCAUCUAACUAGCAAGUUCUCCAAGAACUUCUGGUACUGGACCUAUUGUUACUACCCAAUUGUUGAGGGUCCACAGUGCUGCUCAGACCUGGCGGUGUCGUUUCAUUACGUGGAAGCAGAGCUGAUGUAUGAGCUGGAAUACUACACCUACCACCUGAGAGCGUAUGGCUACAUUCCACGUUACCAACCCUCCUCCAUGCACCAGCGUCUGAACCUCAGCCCAGCCUCGCAGACAACCAUGACACUGGGACAUGAAGCAGUUCAGGAGGUGACAGACAGAAGGAGUCACACAACCGCUGCCUUUUCUGUUAGUAAAAACCAAACCAAAGAGGCAACGGAGCCAGACAAUUUAAACUCGAAGCUCACUGAGAACAGGACUGUGGUCACACAAGACACACAUCACUGAUUGAGUGUGCUGUAGUUCAGCUGAGGCUGAAUGUGUUUUAUCUGCGAUCUACAUUAGAGUCUACAAUACAAGCACUUGUGGCUACUGGCUACUACUCUGUGACUGGGUGAUAGGAGCUGUGUUAGAAAGCACAGAUGGUUGCAGAGAAGUCUAUUACUCUGUGCAGUGUAUUGGUUAACUAGUCUUUUCUUCUGACAAAGUUCCCUUGAGCUGAUCCCAGUUCAUUCCUGCCAGAAUCACACUGCACAUGAUCCCAGUAUGAGUGAUCAAAAUUUGAAUGUGAUUCAAUGGCAGCUACAUACAGUCUGGCUGUUUUUAAACAACAUAAACGCUUUGUUUAGUUUAAUUAUAUUUGACACCAUCAGGACUAGGGUUAGGAUUUAUGGUGUACUCUGGACACGGCCGCAGUGCGUUUGGAGUAUCGUAGGAUGAAUAUCAUUAGUACCCAAUCUGCAAUGAUACAGCAUUAGAUGUAUGAAAGGAUUUCAGAAUAGUUUUAUUAAUUUUAUUCAUGAAUUAAUUUUUUCAUCUAAUGAAGAACAGCAACAUGUGGCAUAUCUUUAAUAUAUUUAGCCUUUUUACCUUAUGGCCACUUUGAGUUUCAGAUAUUACAUUUGAGUUUUAAUAUUUUUCUCUUUUGGCUUUUUGAAAAAAACAUAUGCAAACAUGAAUUUUAAAUUGCUUUAAUCUUUUUAAGUCUGUGUCUUUGUUUGCAUUUUGCCUUUUAAUUUCUUUUUCGAUAUAUUUGCAGCCCAAUUAUUAAUGCAGACUUUAAAUCCAGGGCCAGCAGCGAUGCAGUGUUUGUUUCAGGAAUAAAAGCAACAAAAGUG